AUGGCAAAGAAAAACAUUAAAUCGACAGGAGAUACAUUGAAUGUUGUCUCUUCAGAACCAGUUAAUUCAAUUGAAGAAGUUGCUGAUAAAUUGAAAGAUUCGAAGGGAGUAGAGACCGAAGUGAAGGAUGAAGCAGACAAAACAGAAAUUGGUGGAGCGAAGACUAAUGCUACAGAAACCUCAGAAAAUGAAGAAAAGAGCAAGGAAUCUACUGAAGUGACCGAUAAAAAAGAGGAAAGUGCCGAAGUUAGUGAUAAAAAGAGUGAAAUCAACGCCACUGAUAGCUCUGCAGCAAUCAGUGUCGAUAAGAAGGAAGUUGCAGACAAGAAAGACGAUACUGAUAAAAAUGACGAUGUUAGUACCAAAGAUGAUAAAAAGCAGGGCAGUCAAACUGCCAAGGGAAAUUAUGUAGAAGAAGAUGCACCAGCUCCACCUCCAAGACCAAUUUCACCAUUAACACAAAUUAAGCAGGACUUGAAAGAUGCGUUCCCCAACAUCGAGGAGAAGAUUAUUACUGCAGUUUUGAUUGCAUCUCAAGGUAACCCAGAUCCGGCUUUCAAUGCGUUGUUAUAUAUCUCUGAUCCUUCUGUUGAGGCAGAAAUUCCAGAACCGGCUCCACCAGUACCAAGUAAACCAGUGCACACCCAGAAGAAUACAUUGACUGAUGAUGAAUUAUUAGCAAGAAAGUUGCAGAAAGAAUUCGAGCUCGAGGACAAGAGAAGAAGGGCCCAGCAUCAUGAUCGUGAUCGUGAGAGAAGAAGAAGAAGACAACAAUCUCAACCAGAGGACGCAGACGACGAUAGUGUUGACGAGUUUGGCCAAAUUAAGGAGAGUUUUUCCCAGGGAUUCGAAGAAGCUAGAACCACGUUGAAUGGUUGGGUCAGUGGUUUAGCUAAGAAAUUUCAGGAACCAACUGAUGAUGCCAUACAAUCAAAGGAAUCGCAAUCGCAAAAUCCUAAGCUCUUUGGUGCAUUGGGUGGAUCGUCGUUUACAAAGCAGAGCAAGAAAAAUACUUUUGAUGAAGAUCCACGUAUUAUUUCGAACGAUUUGCAUAGUCAAAUUAACUUAAAGGAUAACGAUGAAGACGAACAAGAUGCACCUUCGUUACCUAAACGUCAAGGAGAUCUAGCAAAUAGGGAGAAAUCGACCCAGUCUGACAGUUAUAUCGAUUCGAACAAGAAGUGGCAACCUUUAAACUCAGACGUACCCGUUAAUUCAGACGCAUUUUUAGUUACUGACAGCGAAGAUGAAGAUACUGGUGUAACAAGUUAUGAUACAAAGAAGACAAAGCAAUCAUCCUGA
This is a messenger RNA of Debaryomyces fabryi, 1302 nucleotides long. It is a transcript of the gene CUE5, whose product is annotated as ubiquitin-binding protein. Gene Ontology annotation, cellular component: cytoplasm. The transcript has a single exon. NCBI's taxonomy places the organism in Eukaryota, Fungi, Ascomycota, Pichiomycetes, Serinales, Debaryomycetaceae. The record is from RefSeq and is a predicted model, not a curated record. Gene Ontology annotation, molecular function: ubiquitin binding; ubiquitin conjugating enzyme binding. Bases 1 to 1302 code for a protein of 433 amino acids. Gene Ontology annotation, biological process: ubiquitin-dependent protein catabolic process.